Messenger RNA from Daldinia vernicosa, 1270 nucleotides. RefSeq lists its product as uncharacterized. NCBI's taxonomy places the organism in Eukaryota, Fungi, Ascomycota, Sordariomycetes, Xylariales, Hypoxylaceae. Bases 394 to 753 code for a protein of 119 amino acids. The transcript has a single exon. The record is from RefSeq and is a predicted model, not a curated record.
CUUUGAGCUCCAAUCCUAUCCCGCCAUUCCUCCUCAACCUCCAACUUAUUUACUUAACUUCAUACGACUCCGAGAUCACUACGAAUAGCCCCGCCAAGUCACAUAUCCAUAUCCAUAUCCAAUUGCCCGAGCCUGCUCUACUUUAUACCGGGAGAGGAAUUACGUCACCGUCGCAAUAGUUCUGCAUCCUAUUGAUUCCGUUAGCUCGUUCGACAGCGGAAGCAAUAAUAGCUAAUAUCUCAGAAAAGAGAGGAGGAGGAGGAAGAGGAGGAAUACAUCUUUACGGUGAUGACGCGGUAGGCGGGCGAGAAGCAAAGAAACAACGGGAGAGCAGCAUCUGCUGGAGGGAAUGAAUACUGGGGAUAAGAUAAAAUCAAAGAAACACAAAACACCAUGGUAGUCCGACCACCACCGCGCCCAACAAGACGAGGCCUCGCGCCCCCCGGCCCAAGUCCAAGCACCAGCAGCAAGAUAGCCAGCGGGAUAUCCGGCCUAACAAUCAAGCGAGUAAUCUGGACCGGCGCCUUCGCGGCCGUCACCAUCGUCGGCGCCAUCUACGGCGCGGGCCUGAAGACGCAAGCCGAGUUCCAGCAGGAGAAGCGCAAGAUCGUCGAGGCCACUCCCGAGGACCGCAUCCGCGGCCUCGAGGCCCGCCGCGCCGCCCUCGUCGCCCAGAAAGCCCCCUUCGAGAGGAAGCUGGCUGACGUGAGGGCGAGGAUGAGCGCGCAGCAGCAGGAGGGGAAGGAUGAUUGAUGGUGCGGCGGGUGAGGAGGGGGAGGGUAGUAAGAAAUGAGGGUUAGUUGAGUUGAGUUGGGCUGGACUACCUAGUUAUUAGUGAAUCACGGGGCUUGGAGAUAAUGCGAGAGCAUGGGGGAGGUGGACGAACCACGGAAGAAUCGAUGGCUUCCAUGCUAGGAUUCUUCUUCCUACGUUACUCUAGUAGGAAUCUACGUUACGCAUCUACAAGACAAGAAACGGCUAUUUAAACAGCAGGCAUAAUAGCCCUCCACCCCACCCUUAGAUUGGAUGGAGGACAUAUACCUCAAUAGAGGGUAUGUAGGUAGUCUAAGGACGCACCGCGUAAUACGGCCACGGAUUGGACACCCUUGAGAAGACAGGCAUAGAUAGACAUGGAAGAAAGGCAAGUAUAUAUGAAAAAAUGGCGUAUGGAGAAGACAUUAGGGACUACGGGGUAGUUUUAGACUCCGAGGCGACGGAGAACACGUAGCAUUGAAGACCUACAUGGGAAAAAAAAAAAAAAAAAAAAAAA